AUGUCCGCGUUUCUUACGUUGUCCCUGGCGUGCGAGAGGGGUAAGCGAUACCGACUUGUCCGACCUCUCGGAACACCAGUACGCAACAAGGCCUCCAACGUGUGGUUAGCGAUAGACGAUCCUAGACCUGAUGCUGAGUACAUUAUGAAAAUACCGCCUGGAGACAGCAACGACAGUCCGUGGUCCAGUACUGCUCUCGCUGCUUCCAAGCAUGAAUUGGAGAUGCAACGUCUGUUUGCAAAGGAUCCUAUAAUUCGCCCAUUCACGGACUCGCUCUGGGAUGCUCGGGAUUCUAGGCCCUUUACUACGAAUGAAAUCAAGUGGAUUAUGAAGGGGGUACUCCUUGGUAUUUAUACGGUCCAUUUUAAAGGACUGGUUUAUACAGCAAAUCUCACAUGCUUUAUAAUUAGCAAACCAUCCACCAGAGAGAUCACCCCCCUCACAUAUCGAAGUCCCGAGAGCACAGAUGUGUGGUCCUGGGGGAUAAUAUUUCUCCAGGCCCAGGUGGACCUCAAAUCACCUGGAAUGUAUGAUUCAGUCCGAACUGGGACGUUGAGGGAGAAGCGAGAUGAUAUUCGUAAUCAACUCGCAGUUGACUUUGACUUGUCAUCGCUACCAUUCUAUGCUGAGGACGAACAAUGCGCCCGGAUCCUGCCUAUACCACAACCAGAAACGGCAUACAUGUGGGCAAACACCAUGGUAGAGAAGGGCGUUUCGCAUGAGGAUAUCCAAAUUUUGGUGGAGGUUCUGCACCCAGAUCCAAAUGCGCGCCUUACGGUGCGUGAGAUCCUCGAAAGUGGAUAUCUGGACGGCUAA
This is a messenger RNA of Aspergillus vadensis CBS 113365, 816 nucleotides long. RefSeq lists its product as uncharacterized. The coding region runs from base 1 to 816 and encodes 271 amino acids. The record is from RefSeq and is a predicted model, not a curated record. Gene Ontology annotation, molecular function: ATP binding; protein kinase activity. NCBI's taxonomy places the organism in Eukaryota, Fungi, Ascomycota, Eurotiomycetes, Eurotiales, Aspergillaceae. Gene Ontology annotation, biological process: protein phosphorylation. The transcript has 6 exons.